Molecule: messenger RNA, 5566 nt
Organism: Centropristis striata (black sea bass)
Lineage: Eukaryota; Metazoa; Chordata; Actinopteri; Perciformes; Serranidae
Product: gamma-aminobutyric acid receptor subunit beta-2
Exons: 10
Coding region: 305-1882 (525 amino acids)
Biological process (GO): monoatomic ion transmembrane transport; regulation of membrane potential; chemical synaptic transmission
Cellular component (GO): synapse; membrane; neuron projection
Molecular function (GO): neurotransmitter receptor activity; GABA-A receptor activity; extracellular ligand-gated monoatomic ion channel activity
Source: RefSeq, a predicted model, not a curated record
AUCCACCUUCCCCUUCGCGGAUUCGAACCACCAACUUUCCAACCACGGGAAGAAAACACGCUGACACCGGGUGUGUAAAGAAACCAGGGAGACCCCUAUGUGCCCCUGUGUAGUCUCGGUUCUCCUUUAAAUCUUCCUCCGUGGCUGGGGUACUACAUCUGCCACUACCAUCAGCAAAGCGGCAGCGCUGCUUCUUGAUGUUGUGGUCGGGAAUACGCAUGCGCCCGGCAUUGGAAUUACUGCACUGGCAAGAAUAAGUUGGACCUCGUCUGUCUUGACUAAAAAGAAAAAAAUACACAUAAGUAUGGCAGUGUUCAGAAGAAGAAGAAUGAGGUGUUUUUGCGUCUGGUUGUUCCCAUUCGUAGUGACCGCGGUGUGCGCCCAAAGUGCCGGUGUCAAUGACCCAAGCAAUAUGUCUCUGGUUAAAGAAACGGUGGAUAGACUGUUGAAAGGUUAUGAUAUACGAUUGAGGCCAGAUUUCGGAGGUGCUCCGGUUGGAGUGGGGAUGAAUAUAGAUAUAGCCAGCAUAGACAUGGUAUCAGAAGUCAAUAUGGACUACACAUUGACGAUGUACUUCCAGCAGGCCUGGCGAGACAAACGGCUGUCCUACUCCGAGAUCCCCCUCAACCUGACCUUAGAUAACCGGGUGGCUGAUCAGCUCUGGGUCCCCGACACCUACUUCCUCAACGACAAGAAAUCAUUUGUCCACGGUGUCACAGUGAAAAAUAGAAUGAUCCGACUACACCCGGACGGUACCGUAUUGUACGGUCUAAGGAUCACCACCACCGCUGCUUGUAUGAUGGACCUGAGGAGGUAUCCACUGGAUGAGCAGAACUGCACGCUCGAGAUUGAGAGUUAUGGCUACACUACAGAUGACAUUGAGUUCUACUGGCGAGGAGGAGACAAUGCUGUGACGGGGGUGGACAAGAUCGAACUGCCCCAGUUCUCCAUUGUGGAUCACAAGCUCAUCUCCAAGAAUGUCGUCUUCUCCACAGGUGCUUACCCUCGUCUGUCCCUGAGUUUUAAGCUGAAAAGAAACAUCGGGUACUUCAUCCUGCAGACAUACAUGCCUUCUAUACUUAUCACCAUCCUCUCCUGGGUCUCCUUCUGGAUCAACUAUGACGCCUCUGCUGCCAGAGUGGCUCUAGGUAUUACCACGGUGCUCACCAUGACAACUAUCAACACCCACUUGAGAGAAACCCUACCCAAAAUCCCCUAUGUCAAGGCCAUUGACAUGUACCUCAUGGGCUGCUUCGUCUUCGUCUUCCUGGCUCUGCUAGAGUACGCGCUGGUAAACUACAUCUUCUUUGGAAGGGGCCCUCAACGUCAGAAAAGGGCAGCUGAGAAACUAACUACAGCCAACAAUGAAAAGAUGAGGAUGGAUCCAAACAAGUGGCUGGUGGGGAAUGUAGUUGGCAGAGAUGAUACUUUGUAUGCAAGAAUGAAACAAAGAGAUCUUGAUGGUCAUGACUCGAUGUGGGAACCAAUCUUUGUGGGUGACGCAGCAAUUGGUCUUGGAGAUCAAAAGAAUAAGAUGGACUCGCAUGAAAAUAUCCUGUUGGGCAACCUGGACAUCAAGAACGACAUGGGCGUCACAGAGCUGGCUCUGGGUCUCAACGACCCCCGUAAUACCAUGCUGACAUACGACAGCUCGACUCUACAGUACCGCAAAGCAGGGCUGGCCAGGCACAACUUUGGCCGGAACACGCUGGAGUGCCACAUGACUCAAAAGAAGAGCCGACUACGGAGGCGCGCUUCACAGCUUAAGAUCACCAUCCCAGACUUGACUGAUGUAAACUCUAUUGACAAAUGGUCAAGGAUGAUCUUCCCAACCGUCUUCUCCUUCUUCAACAUUGUUUACUGGCUUUACUAUGUCAACUAAAAGAAACAAAGGACAUCAGUGGGGGCAAGAACAAACAGCAAAAUAUGUUGCUCAUUUGUUGUUUGUAUCUGGUUUGUUUCAUAUUUAUGUGAUCUUGUAAACUGGACUGAAUUACAUUCAGGACUGGAUCCAUCAUAUCUUGGAAUAACGCAUUUGCUGGCUAACACGUGAAAACCUUAUAGAAGAGAGAUUACAAACAUAUAAGGUGCCUGUUCCUGAGUAUUUGUUUAAAUUUUACAUAUUUUGUGAAUUGUGUAUCUUGCCAUUUUUUUAAAUGUUUGUUUGCAUAGUUUUUUAUGUUUUUAUUUUUAUUUAUAGUAUACAUAAUUCAUUGCCAAAAUGUCAUAUCAGUUCGUAACAAAUGAACAUAUUUGAAUUUACUUUUACUUUUACUGAGACUACUUAUAAAAAGUGCUGAAGCAAGUUUCAGGUCAGCAGGGUUUUCUAAUAUUAAGUCAAAGACACAAAUUUAUUGUUACGAGAAUUAAUUUCAUACUAAUAUUAUAAGGGCCUAAAGUUCACAAUAUACAAUAUCAUAUUAUGUGAAAGAAACUUCAGUUCACCUUUUUCUACUUUAAUAUCCUGGGAGCUCUAUAUAAUUAUUUCAUACACCAUUAGGGGUAGCGUUAAGAAAUAUCAACUAAGCAUUCCAAAAACGUCCAAGUUUUAACUCAGAUUGCACACAAGCAGCCUGCUGAUGGUCAAAAAUGAUAAGAAGCAUAAUGCUAAUACAGACAGUAAUUAUUAUGUACUGUGUCAAAUUGCUGGAAGAGAGUAGGACAAACAGGGAGAAAUAUGUAGGAGUGAAACUAUAAAAUAAUGUCUUUAGCCAAAUUGGCUUUAAUAUCUAUUAUUAUAGUCGAUAAUAUUGGACCCAAAAGCACAUAUGGAUGUCUUUGGGGUAGAGUGUAUGUAAGAAAUUAGUGUAGUCUUUUACUGUCCAUGUACUUAAAUAUCACCUGUAUAGCAUUUAUUAUAGGGAUAAUAUGACCUAUAAAAUUCCCUUUUCAGCUCUCUAUUUUUCUUUCUUGGAUACAUAUUUAAAACACUGACAAAAAAAUGCUGAAAAGGCACUUUAUUAGCUUUGACAAUUAUUUCAUUGUUCAAUAAUAACUCAGAUGGUGAAGCUAAAAGGACUCCAUUGGUCCACCGAAAGGCCAGAAUAAAUUAAAAGCACAAAUAACGUCAAAUAUCAGCUUUUGACAGCAUUAUUUUAAUAUAUAUUUUUUCUAUGCAGAUGAUAUGUCUUUCUUUGUUGCUAUUGAGUUUAUAUAUUACAUCUGCCUCCCAAAGUAGAUUAUUAUAAUUCUUAUUAGUUUAAAACCUUUUAGCCAUGAGUUAUUUCCUGAUUGAAAAAAUGGGUUGAUAAUCAUAAAGGACAUAGCCGUAAAUCUAAAACGAACAAAAUGGAUUAUUUACAAACAACGCUGUGCUUUUGACUGUAUGUACACAAAGUAGAUUUUAUAAAAGAUUUUGCACACAAGUUCUUAAAAGCCAUAGAGGCUGUUACCGUAGUUCUUCUAAUACCUGGUGCUUAUGGGGGCUGUCUUGUGAGGAACUUUAUUAAUAUGACCACGAUCACACUUUAUGUUUCAGUUAUAACAAAUAUAGAACUACAACUAGGGCUGCAAUACACAAGGGUGUCAUAUCCCUCCCCCCAUAGAUCUGCCACACUGUCCGUAUGAAUGAACUCUGGUGGUAUGGCCUCUUUUUUCCACAUACACAAAGUACCAAAUCAUUCGUCAAAGGAGUUGGAGUUGCUGUGAGUGACUAAAGCUAAUUUGAGAAAUUGUACCUUGAAGAACAUUGCUAUAAAACAUAUAACAGAAGAGAAGGUCGCUCCAAAUAUAUGAUAUUUAUGAGGACUGGAGCUUUUCUCUCAGGUGGUUCUUUUGAUUUUACCCUAAAAUAACAAAGAUCUAACUCCAAGGGUUAAUUUCUCCUUGUACGCCAUUCAUUUUGAUUGUGAAGGUGUGAGUGAACACUAAACAAUAAUAUUCUAAUUGUUUACUGAAAAUGUAGCCACAUACAGUUAUGUCUCACUGCAUGCUCUGUACAGUAGUAACUCCUUGAUAUUCUGUUUUUUGCUCACUAUCUCUGUUCUCACUGAAUUGUUUCAUUUCAUUUGUGCUUUUUCUGUGUUUAAUUCACCUCACAAAUGAGCAUACAUAAGUCUGUAAUUACAAUUUAUAUAAAAAAAAAAGUAUGUCUGAUUAGUAUUUCAAAUAUUGAUGAUGUUAUAUAAAGAAUAUUUACAUUUUUCUAAAAAGCAUUUACGUAACAGUUACAACUGUUUGAAGAAUGACACAAUGAUGCAUUUUCACAAGCACUGCCCAACAACUGAAAUGUAAACUUUGAUUGAACAUUGUGCAAUGUUCUAACUUACAAUAACCUCACUGGUGUUUACAUGUUACUCAUCAAAAUGAACCAUUUACACAUUGUUUUGAUCUAGGUACUGAAAACUGUGCAUAGUGAGUAAUUUGUUAUGUAUUGUUUGGGGAGUUUUUUGGUAGUUCUGGUGAUUAUUUCAAACUAAAUUCUUCUCAUUUUUCUUGUUUUUAAUGUUUAUUUUACAAGCACAUUUUUUAAAAACACAAAAAGAUCGAGAUAGAUUCUGAUAUCUACUAGAAAACUGAUUAUUGGCAUUGUAAAUCCUUUUAUAGAUGAGGAUGAGUUGAUCUAUAAUGUCUCCAAAAAACAUAUUUAAAUGACUAUGUAUAUAUCGGAUAUUCUAUUAUAAUUAUCAAUUGGAACAUACUAUUCCUGUAUAUAAAAACAUAUGAGCUUUUAGCAGAAAAGACAAAAUAGACAUUUAUUAAUAAAACCAUUUAUACUGUAAUGUUAAGAGAAUGCAAAGGCUGGUGUGAAACAAUGUAAAUAGUCUAUUUUACAGUGUCACUUCAUCACUGUUUGUUUCUUUUUUGCUCAGUUUGUCGAAGCACAUUUCUUUGGUUUUGCCAAAAUGUAACAUAUAUUCAUGAAUGUAGUUGAUAUUCUUUUGCAGCAUGUAUUUGCUGUAAUGUGUCAGCAAAAGUAUUACAAUUUCUUGUACCAAUGAUCAGCUAAAUACAGCUUAAUGUACACCACCUUUUCAAACACACACGUACACACACACACAAAGGGUGAAGUGAUAAAGAGGCUACCGAUGCCUUUUUAAUCAGCCCUAAAGUCAACCAUCUCAGGUCAGCACAAUUCACACUAAACAACAACAACCUACAACUUCAAACCCAAGAAUUGUACUUAAGAAAAAGUACCUUAGUGAGCUUGUUUCUGAUGUUUUUCUCUGUCUUGUGUUUGCUUUCUGUGUUUAACACAAAGACCCAUAAAACUGUAUACAGUACAGAUUUACAGUGCUAAUAGUAUGGCACAUUUUUUCAUUGGCAGAAUCUAAACACAGGAAAUAUAUUAAAUAGCAUUAAGGUACUAAAUCCACCUCAGCCAUAGACAUGUCUCAAUCUAUCCAUUAUAAAUAUAUUUCUUAAUCUUCAGAAUAACAUUGUAUGUGGUAUGACAUGUAUGUGUAUUUGAGUGUGAGAGUGGAUGUAUACUGGCCAGUCAGUAAUGUGUCUUUUCCAAAGCACACCGGCAACUGGCAAGAAAGGUCUGCUUCAUAAGUUCUACACUUUGAAUAUGUGUUUGUACUUCACAGCGCUUUUUUGUUUCAUAUAUUUUUAUACUUCUAUA